UAGCUAUUACUUUGUUGUGUCAUGAAAAAGACCCUGUACGCCAAGCCGUACCCUGCCAAGCCCGAUGCGGAUCGCCGGCACGGAUGCUCUGGAAGUCUUAACUGCUCGCAGCGGAUCUUGUACAGUACGAUUGCUCAAAAAGACCGCAAGGCUCGCUUUCCAUACAGUAUUCAAAAAGAAAGUACAGUGGAGCCCCUCGACGCCCGAUAAGCCUCAGCAUGACUGGUCGCCCAUCACACAAAAAAACCCUUCAGGGUCCCGAGCACCCGACUCGACGUGCCGGGAUAGCCGAGAAUUGCCCGUAGUAGACCAGGAAGCAUAUAAACUGCAGUCCUCAGCUUGACUCCCUACACCCGACCCUUCCUGUGGCUUCUCAUCCGGCAUUUCCCACUCCAAACUCCUCAAGCCCACAUCCAAACCAUGCACCUCCUCAGGAUCGGCGCCCUCCUCGCCCUCGCGCAGACCCUCAGCGCGGCGGAGAUCAAGAUCCGGACGACCAACCCGCCGGCCAACUCGUACGUGUCGCACUGCUCGGUGAUCCUCGAGGACGAGCUGUUCGGCUGCAAGGGCUCGUCGAAGCCGUUCAAGAAGUCGUGCGGCCGCAACACGGGCGUCCAGACCAAGUCCAUCUGCGGCGACGCCUCGGUCACCGUGGACUGGUACAGCGCCGUGCUGACCUUCGAGAGCGCCGACGGCCGCACCGCCAACUGCACGCUGAGCUCCACCGAGACCGAGGGCCAUUGCAACACCGACGAUCCGGACGCCUUCCCCGUGGAGCAUAACGGGGCCGGGCGGUUGUUGGCGCCGCACACUGUGUUUUUGGGGGUGGCGCCCGUUGUUGCGGGGUUGUUGCUUUGAGUGAGGUGUUCAACCCGGGGUAUUGUUUUGGUGGGAUGCUAAAGGGCUCUGUACAACGGCAACUGAAGCGUCUGCGGGAAAGUCAGGAAAUUCUCAUCAAGGACAGGACCAGGUGUGGGGUGUGACUCAAGCCACGACAGCACUACCAGCUUUGCUGCU
Molecule: messenger RNA, 1017 nt
Organism: Aspergillus aculeatinus CBS 121060
Lineage: Eukaryota; Fungi; Ascomycota; Eurotiomycetes; Eurotiales; Aspergillaceae
Exons: 2
Coding region: 421-858 (145 amino acids)
Source: RefSeq, a predicted model, not a curated record